Molecule: messenger RNA, 1471 nt
Organism: Cylas formicarius (sweet potato weevil)
Lineage: Eukaryota; Metazoa; Arthropoda; Insecta; Coleoptera; Brentidae
Gene: shu
Product: inactive peptidyl-prolyl cis-trans isomerase shutdown
Exons: 2
Coding region: 133-1227 (364 amino acids)
Molecular function (GO): protein binding; peptidyl-prolyl cis-trans isomerase activity
Source: RefSeq, a predicted model, not a curated record
GCAAUUACCGAUCGCCCAUGUUAUUUUGUUUAUUAUGUGGUAUAACCCAACUUUUUUACGGUCCGUAUACAAAAAAUAUAUAUCCCGCUCUAAGUCUGUACGAAUAUCGGAAAUUGCACACGCCCAGUAAUCAUGUGGAAAAAUCCGAUCAAUUUUAAGCACCUGGUCGAAGGAGGCACUGUGUUCGAAGUAGAGCCCCAAUUGGAGGAUGACUUGAACGACGACGCUCAGCAGGAUUUAGAAUAUGAAAAAGAGCUGCACAAGUUUGCCAAUCUUAACUGCAUUGGGCAGUUUGAUGAUGAAGACGUCUACAAUAUGUCUGAACCUUUUGAAAUAAUCGAAUCCAAGAUGGAGAACAUUCUGGAAGACGGUGGGAUCAAAAAGAGAGUGUUGAGGACCGGUUAUGGCGAGACACCAGGUGAUAAGUGCAUUGUGAGGGUGCACUACAAUGGUUACAUAGAAUACAAAGAGGAACCUUUUGAUUCAACUUACGUCCGAAACAAGCCCCACCAGUUCACCGUAAAUAACGGCGAUGUGUUGCCAGGUUUAGAUUUUGCGGUUCAGAGCAUGAAAAUUACCGAAAAAUCGCAGUUUAUGAUAAGACCGGAAUAUGGUUACGGCAAAUAUGGUUGCAUGGAUCGUAUUCCUGCAAAUUCAACAGUUCUUUUCGAAAUCGAACUGCUCGAAAUUAUCGAGUCGGCCGCUGGCGAGAAUUAUCAAAACCUGCCGGAAGAGCAGAAAAAAGAGUUUGAGAAUGUGUAUAAAUAUUGUAUAUCCCAAUGUGUGAAGGGGAAAGAACUGUUUGGGAGGAACAUAUGGGGGGCCGUAAAAGAAUACAACAAGGCUGUUUCUUCCCUGGAAUUUGCUCAGUUGCGAGAAUAUGAGCACCAAGUGAAACAGCAGGUGCUCCUAUUAAAAUUGUACUCGAAUUUGUUGGUGUGUUACACAAAACUGGGAGAGCCGAAGAAGGGUUGUAUCAACUUCAAUAAAAUCAACGCGCUGACGCAAGGUACCGAUUUGAAAAUAUCCUCGAAAGUAUAUUUCAAUAACGCGAAGUGUCUGAGGAUGUUGGAGAACUAUGAUCUGGCCAAGAAGAGGUUGCAAAUGGCAUUCAGUUUGGAGCCGCGCAAUCCGGAAAUUCUUGAGGAAAUUAAAACCAUUGAUGCCGAACAGAAAAACUACCUGGAGAAACAAGCCAAAAUGGGCCGAGCCCUGUUACAGCAGUGAAGUUUUUUUGAUAGAUAUCGCCUUACCCUUAAUUUGGAGAAUAUGUUUUCAGAGAGGAACUGUUUUUUUUUUAUUUGAAUUAUAUUGUUAUUUUUACUGCCAUAAGUGAACUGUUCUCUAGAAUAAAAGGCAAACAGUUUGUGUUGUUUGGACCCUUUUUAAUAAAAAUAUAUUCAUUGAUUUUUACCAUACAUGCCAUGUUGCUGUAAAUCCCCGGAAUUUUUUACCAAUAAGCUAUACACAG